Chinchilla lanigera (long-tailed chinchilla) is the source of this 601-nucleotide messenger RNA. It is a transcript of the gene Lgals1, whose product is annotated as lectin, galactoside-binding, soluble, 1. The coding region runs from base 71 to 544 and encodes 157 amino acids. NCBI's taxonomy places the organism in Eukaryota, Metazoa, Chordata, Mammalia, Rodentia, Chinchillidae. The record is from RefSeq and is a predicted model, not a curated record. The transcript has 4 exons. Gene Ontology annotation, molecular function: carbohydrate binding; laminin binding.
CCCCAUCUCUCGGGUGGAGUCCUCAGGCAGCUGGUGCAGCGGUCCCCGGAACAUCCUCUUGGCCUCAAUCAUGGCUUGUGACACCUCAGGCCAAGGAGGCCUCGACCGCCUAACCCGGCUGGGCGGGCGGGUCUCGUCUGCGCAGGGUCUGGUCGCCAGCAACCUGAACCUCAAACCUGGGGAGUGCCUCCGAGUGCGGGGCGAGGUGGCCCCUGAAGCCAAGAGCUUCGUGCUGAACCUGGGCAAAGACAACAACAACCUGUGCCUGCACUUCAACCCUCGCUUCAACGCGCACGGGGACACCAACACCAUCGUGUGCAACAGCAAGGAUGGCGGCGCUUGGGGGGCGGAGCAUCGCGAGCCGGCCUUCCCCUUCCAGCCCGGGAGCGUGGUGGAGAUCUGCAUCUCCUUCGAUCAGACCGACCUGACCAUCACACUGCCGGAUGGACACCAGUUCAAGUUCCCCAACCGCCUCAGCCUGGAGGCCAUCAACUACUUGGCAGCUGAUGGUGACUUUAAGAUCAAGUGCAUGGCCUUUGAGUGAAGCCGCCCAGCCCGUGGCACCCAAUAAAGGCAGCCGCCUCUGCUCCUCCUGAACCAA